ACUUCUUGGGGAGUCAAAAAAGUGCGAAGCUGAGAGACACUCACUUGAAAGGAAUGAGGACCCUGCACUCUGCCUCCCUCAGGUGAACCCCAGGCCCCGGGAGAGGAGGGACGCCAUGUCCACUACAGCAGAAACCACGGCCACCACAGGGGAGCCGGCCAGCGGCAGUGACGGAAUCACGGCCCCAGCGCCAGCCUCCAGCAAAGGCGUGUGUUCGGUCCGACACGGGCUGGCCCUCCUCUUGCAUCUCUGUAACUUUGCGAUUUCCACCCAACAAAUGAACUUGAGCAUCGCCCUCCCAGCGAUGGUGAACGGCACGGCCCCACCCAACGCCUCUUCCUCCGUCACCCUGGGCGACAGGAACGGAACUCUGAUGGGACUUAAGGUGCUGGCGCCCGUGUAUGCCUGGAGCCCCGAGAUCCAGGGGGUCCUCCUCAGCUCCCUCAGCUACGGCUCCUUCGUGGCCUCGGUCCCCAGUGGCUACGUGGCCGGGCUAGUCCGGCCCCGGCACCUGAUCGGCGCCGCCCUGUUGACCGUCUCCGCCCUGAGCCUCUUCAUCCCGCUGGCGGCCGAGGCAGGUGUGGCCCUGCUCAUCGUCCUCCGGACCGUCCAAGGCGUGGCCCAGGUGAUGAUACAAACCAGCCAGUAUUUAAUUUGGGUGAAAUGGGCUCCCCCCUUGGAGAGGAACCAGCUCAUCACCAUUUCCAUCUCAGGGCUCAUGCUGGGCUCCUUGACCGUCCUCCUUGUCGGUGGCUUCCUCUGCGAGACCCUCGGGUGGCCGUACGUCUUCUACAUCUUUGGUGCGAUUGGCUGCGCCUGUUCCUGCCUCUGGUUCGCCCUCGCCUACGACGACCCCGCGGCGCACCCGUUCAUCAGCGCCGGGGAGCGGGACCUCAUCGCGCGCGCACUGGCUCAGCAGGACUGCGAGCCCGACGGGUCUCUCCCCAUCAAGGCCAUGGCCAAGUCCCUGCCGCUCUGGAGCGCCUUGCUGUCCCAGUUCAGCGAGCACUGGUUCUUCUACGUCUUGAUGGCGUACCUGCCCACCUACCUCCACUCCGUCCUCCACGUGGACCUCCGUGCGAGUGGCUUCCUGUCCGCCCUGCUGCUUGGCGUGGCCUUUAUCAGCAUCAUCCUGGGGGGCCUGCUGGCAGACUUCCUCCUCUCCAGAGACAUCCUCUCGCUCCUUGUGGUCAGGCGGCUCUUCACCUCCAUAGGCGUGCUCUUCCCCAGCCUGUUCUCCGUGCUCCUGCCCUGGGUCAGCUUCAGCCUGGGCGUCACCAUGGCCUUCUUGGUCCUGAGUUUGGCCACCAGCAGCCUCUGCCAAUCCGGGGCCCUUGUCAACUUCAUAGACAUUGCUCCCAGGUACACCGGCUUUAUCAAGGGCUUAUCCUUGGUCUUUGUUCAGCUCUCAGGAGUCAUCGCUCCCACGGUUUCUGGAUUUUUCCUCAGUCAGGACGCCGAGCUGGGAUGGAGAAACAUCUUCCUGCUGUCCGCGGCCGUGGACGUCUCGGGCCUGGUCUUCUUCCUCGUCUUCAGCCGAGCGGAGGUGCAGGACUGGGCCCGCGCGCAGACCCUCACCCGCCUGUGAGCCGUGGCCGGGCGUUGCCCUUUGGUGCUUUCCUUGAACCGACUUUGCUUCCAGUCUCUUCUCGGACCCUGAAGGCUCCGCCUGGAGGU
Messenger RNA from Myotis brandtii (Brandt's bat), 1677 nucleotides. RefSeq names its product solute carrier family 17, member 4 (gene SLC17A4). Lineage: Eukaryota; Metazoa; Chordata; Mammalia; Chiroptera; Vespertilionidae. Gene Ontology annotation, molecular function: transmembrane transporter activity. The transcript is spliced from 12 exons. The record is from RefSeq and is a predicted model, not a curated record. The coding region runs from base 116 to 1588 and encodes 490 amino acids. Gene Ontology annotation, biological process: monoatomic anion transport; transmembrane transport.